Messenger RNA from Colletotrichum godetiae, 744 nucleotides. RefSeq lists its product as uncharacterized. The coding region runs from base 1 to 744 and encodes 247 amino acids. Lineage: Eukaryota; Fungi; Ascomycota; Sordariomycetes; Glomerellales; Glomerellaceae. The transcript has a single exon. The record is from RefSeq and is a predicted model, not a curated record.
AUGGUCGCCAUCACCCUCCCGCUCCUAGCAGCCCUCGCAGCGAACCCGUCGCGACUCGGCAUCGUCUGCGCGCGCUUCAAAGAAUCUCUCGAUCCCUGGGCACCCGUCGCCGCUUCCACAUACCUCUACUCCAAAGGCGGCGUGCCCCAGACGAACGACACCGUGCAGCACUCCUCCUUCCGCUCUUACGUAUCCCUCCGCAACAUCGGACGAGAAGGCCACACUCACCUCUACCAUAUCGUAAACAACUACGACACGCUCGACGACAUCAUGAUUUUCACGCAGGCGGACCCCUUCGACCUCAUCGCACCCGUCGUAAACACGACGGAACAGAUGGUGCAGAAGGCGAUGAGCGUCCCCGCGGACGACGUGACGCCCUUCAACGACGCGCUGUUCCACGAUGUUGCGGACUGGGGCCGGAUCGACUGGAACAGCUCGGCGCAGAAGCUGUGGAUCACGGCUAGUCAGAUCAAAAGUUUGCAACUUGCGCCAUACACGCCGGCGCAGUUCUGGACGAUGGUGGUGGGCGGAGAGCAUCCGCCGGCGAUUCGGGCGAUGCACGGCGGGACGUUUGCUGUACGGCGAGAGACGAUUCGGAAGUUGCCCAAGGAGGCGUAUCGAAAGGCGCUGGAUGAAUUCGAGACGACGAAUUCAACGAAUCCGGAGGUUGGGUUCUUCAUGGAGCGCAUGUGGGCUCCGAUGUUCUCAGAGAAGUACCGGCUGCCGAGUGUGCAGAAUCCGUGA